AUGUACCCUGCAACUAGCUUCACUGAGACCCCCUCUUCAGCCAUCUGCAAGAUGUUUCGGUUUGAGAACUACCAGCGCAUCCAGGCUUUGAGAUUUGCAGUGAAGGAGAUUAACAAUGACCCAGAUCUUCUACCCAACAUCACCAUUGGAUUCCAGAUCUUGGAUUCUUGCGCAGUUUUGCAAAGGGCUCUCUCUGGGACACUGCAGCUCCUGACUGGCCACAAAGAGCCUGUGCCUAAUUACCGGUGCCAACAAGCUGUGCCUUUAGCCGCUAUCAUUGGUCAUUCCAUGUCUACAUAUUCCAUGAUGUUAGCCUAUAUCUUAGGGCUUUACCAAUACCCACAGAUAAGCCACUAUUCCACCAGCUCCCUCUUAAGCGACAGAACCCAGUUCCACUCCUUCUUCAGGACUGUUCCCAGUGAUGCUUUUCAGUCUCAAGGUUUAGCCCAGUUGGUGUUGCAUUUUGGAUGGACCUGGGUGGGACUAGUAGCUUUAGACAAUGACUAUGGACAACAAGGCAUCCAGAUGAUUAAGAGAGAUUUACUAAAUGCUGGAGCUUGCCAAAAUCGUAAUGCCCCACAGAUUGCUCGUGUCAUAAAGGAAUCAACGGCCAAGGUGGUGGUUUUCUUCUCCACUGAUUGGGGCUUAUUGUUUGUCCUGGAUGAAAUGCUAAGGCAGAACAUAUCUGAGAAGAUACUGGUUGCCAGUGAAGCUUGGGCUACGUCUGUUUUUCUAGCAGAUGACAAAUAUUCCGAGAUUCUCUCUGGUACCAUCGGAUUUGCACUCCACAGUGGAACAAUACCUGGAUUUAAAGACUUUCUCAACAGUAUUCAUUUUUCUUUAUCACUUGAUGAUGAAUUGCUAAAGAUAUUUUGGGAACAAGCCUUUGGUUGCCAAUUUCAGGAUCAGGCUAACACCACAGUCACUUCAGAGUAUUCAGUAAAAAUUUGCACUGGAUCUGAAGAUUUGAGAAAUAUCCAAAAUAGUUACAAUGAUGUGUCUAGUCUAAGAGUCACCUACAACAUCUACACAGCUGUCCGUGUCGUGGCUAAAGCUCUGCAUGAUUUGAGCAGAUGCAAUGAAGGGGAAGGGCCAUUUUCUAAAGGAACAUGUGCUUACAUUCGAAGAUUUGAACCAUGGCAGGUACGCCUGAAAACAGGCAGUGGAACAGAGUUCGCAUUUCAUGAAAAUGGCGACCCCACCGCCGUAUAUGAUAUCAUUAACUGGCAGUUUAGCCCACUGGGAAAGAUCCAGCAGGUUAAAGUGGGAAGCUAUGACACGGGAGCCACGGCCGGUGAUAUUUUCACUGUUAAUAUCAGUGCCCUACACUGGAGCACGGGGCAGAAAGAGGUUCCUGGGUCCAUCUGCAGUCAGAGUUGCCCACCAGGUUACAGUAAAGCAGUUCUUCCUGGGAAGCCUGUUUGUUGCUUUGAGUGUUUCCCUUGUCCCCACAGUGAAAUUUCCAAUAAAACAGAUUCACCAUAUUGCUUCAAAUGCCCCUGGGACAUGUGGCCAAAUAUUAAGAGAGAUAGCUGCCUCCCAAAGCCCAGAGAAUUCUUCUCCUAUGAAGAUUCCUUGGGGGAAACCUUGGCAACAACAAGUAUUUCCUCCUCGUUGGUCCCUUUUGCCAUACUGGUGCUUUUCGUUCACUACAAAAUGACACCCAUUGUUCGAGCCAAUAAUUAUCUACUAAGUUGUCUUCUUCUGGUGUCCCUGUCUCUCUGCUUUCUAUGUUCAUUGUUUUUCAUUGGCUACCCUCACCCGGAGAUGUGCCGUCUGCGCCAGGUGACCUUUGGCAUGGUCUUUGCCCUCUGCAUCUCCUGCAUCUUGGCCAAAACUUUUAUGGUGGUCGUAGCUUUUAAGGCCACUAAACCAAACAGUAGCUUGAAAAAAUGGACUCGUCCUCGAAUAUCUUAUUUGAUUGUUGUUCUGUGCAUUCUCAUUCAGACUUGUCUUUGCACGAUGUGGCUGCUCUUAUCCCCUCCGUUCUUUGAGGAGAACAUUAGAACUAAAGUUGGAGUAGUCAUUGUUGAGUGUAAUGAUGGUUCCUCAGUAGCAUUCUGGUGCAUGCUGGGAUACCUUGGACUAUUAGCAUCCGUUAGUUUCUUUGUUGCCUUCCUGGCCAGGAGACUCCCUGACAGCUUCAACGAAGCUAAAUUUAUCACAUUCAGCAUGGGGACUUUUCUCAGUGUUUGGAUCUCCUUUAUCCCUGCCACAAUGAGUGCCCGUGGUAAAUACACCGUGGCCAUGGAGAUUUUUGCCAUCCUUUCAUCCACAUGGGCACUGGUGGUUUGUAUGUUUCUUCCAAAAUGUUUCAUUAUCUUGUUCAGACCGAACAUGAACUCCAGAGAACAUCUGAUGGGAAAGGAAAAAAGGAGAUCUGAGAAACAAGCAUGUAAACAAAAUAAUACAUCUGGAAGACACUAAACAUCCAAGCAGCCUUAGUAAUGCCACAGUGUGCCCUCAAACUCUUUCCAACCUUGCCUAUUGGGAUCAGUGAUAUUAUCAGGCAUCUGUAUCUUAUGGUAGGACUGGCCAAGCAUAAAUUGUUGGCUGCUAGUUACCCUUUGUCUUUAUUUCCAGCUAU
This is a messenger RNA of Xenopus tropicalis (tropical clawed frog), 2587 nucleotides long. RefSeq names its product extracellular calcium-sensing receptor. Gene Ontology annotation, molecular function: G protein-coupled receptor activity. Gene Ontology annotation, biological process: G protein-coupled receptor signaling pathway. The record is from RefSeq and is a predicted model, not a curated record. The transcript is spliced from 7 exons. NCBI's taxonomy places the organism in Eukaryota, Metazoa, Chordata, Amphibia, Anura, Pipidae. The coding region runs from base 1 to 2427 and encodes 808 amino acids. Gene Ontology annotation, cellular component: plasma membrane; membrane.